CACCCUCUUUCCAGUUCUCUGAGCGGCUUCUCGUCCUCAUCCUCGUCCUCUUUGUCGUGUCCUUCUCCUCCUAGAAUGGAAGAUUACGGGCAGCGGCUGCUCUUCGUGGAGGAGACAUCAUUGUACAAUCGUGCAGUGCUGGGAGCUUUCUUGCCGAGUAAUGUGUGGGAACCAGUCCCUCACUUCUUCCAGACGUGGCUCCGGAACUACAUUGGAGUAAUCCUCAUGUACUUCGUAUCUGGUUUCCUCUGGUGUUUCUGCAUUUAUUACUUGAUCAAAGUUUAUCUUCCUAAAGAUGCCAUGCCUUCAACAAAAGCCAUGCUCUUGCAGAUAUAUGUUUCAAUGAAGGCUAUGCCAUGGUAUGCUGCUCUUCUUACAGUUUCCGAGUACAUGGUUGAAAAUGGAUGGACACGGUGUUUUCCAACAAUAAGCGAUGUCAGUUGCCUCGCCUAUGUUGUUUACUUAACGAUUUAUCUUGUAAUUGUGGAAUUCGGGAUUUACUGGAUUCACAGGAAAUUGCAUGACAUAAAACUUCUCUAUAAGUAUUGUCACGCAACACAUCACAUCUACAACAAGCAAAAUACUCUCUCCCCAUUUGCUGGUUUGGCAUUCCAUCCCUUGGAUGGGAUAUUGCAGGCAUUACCACAUGUUAUGGCACUCUUCCUUGUGCCAACGCAUUUGAAAAUGCAUAUAUUACUCUUAUUCGCGGAAGGCGUAUGGACAACCAACAUUCACGAUUGCAUCCACGCUAAACUCUGGCCUGUCAUGGGUGCUGGCUACCACACCAUCCAUCACAUCACAUGCCGCCAUAACUAUGGCCACUUCACAAUAUGGAUGGACUGGAUGUUUGGAACUCUUCAGCAUCCUACACAUGAUCAACCCAAGAAUAUGUGAUUUGUGUAUACCUACAGUAUUUACCAAGGAAAAUGUUAAGUAUCAUGAAAAAUGCUUCAUGAAAAUGAUCAUAAACAAAUCUCUGUCCUUGUAUUACAGUUUGUAACUUGUUAUAUAUCUAAUCUAAGGGUCAAAAAUAUUUCAUGAUUAUUUUCAUGAAAUAUUUUUCAUAAUACCUUUAAGCUUGUAAACUGUGUAUUAUGUAUUAUGUCCUUAAGUAGAAAAGAAAAUAAGAGAAUUUUCGGGUUGGCAGAC
Camellia sinensis is the source of this 1149-nucleotide messenger RNA. RefSeq names its product delta(7)-sterol-C5(6)-desaturase. Gene Ontology annotation, biological process: lipid biosynthetic process. Lineage: Eukaryota; Viridiplantae; Streptophyta; Magnoliopsida; Ericales; Theaceae. Gene Ontology annotation, molecular function: oxidoreductase activity; iron ion binding. The record is from RefSeq and is a predicted model, not a curated record.